AUAAUAAUAAUAUUCUUGAAUCAUCAUGACCCCCAUUGAACCCAUCAACAUAACCAAAACAUAAAAAUAAUAAUAACAAUAACAGUAGACAUUUAUUAAGUCAUUAAUUAUCGAUUUGCUAUUUUUUUUUUUUGUUAAAUAAUCUUGUUAUUCAGUAUAUUAAUUAAUUUUUAAGUUCAUUUUUGAUUAUUUAAUAUAUCAAAAAAAUAGUGGGAGAAUGUUUUUAAAUGUGUGUGACAUUUUCGAUGGUUCAACACAAAAAAAAAUAUUUGUGAAAGCAGGCAUAUUCAGAAGCAAAAAGACGACAGACAACACAAUAACAACAACGUAGACAUGGAUACACUCCACCUGUCGAUGAGAGCGUGAUUGUUAAACUAUUUUUUAUUCCUCUCAAUUUUACUAUUGUUACUAUUUUUGUAUUUAAAAAAAUUUUAAGACAAACGGUGCUUGAUCAGGUCUUCAAUAGUCAUGGACAUGUUAACAAAUAGUAUCAAGGGCUUCGAAGAUGUCAUUGUUGAUUACAUUGAUGUGGACUUUACUCUCUGGUUAUCUUGGCUCUUGAUGCCUUUGUUAAUCACCUUCCUUUUACCAGUUUUUAUUCUAAUAUUGUUAUAUGUAUCUGCUUUAAUUUUUUACAUCUAUAAAUUACACAGAGUACGACUGAGAGAAGCAUAUGGAAAAGAUUGGAAAAUUGCAGCAAGAAAUGUUGUUGCUGCAAUUUGGGAUGUUCAUGGCUACAUUCUUCAUGGAUAUGAAGUUGUUGGAAUGGAAAAAAUUCCAAUGGAUGAGCCAGUUUUAUUUAUAUAUUAUCAUGGUGCAGUACCAAUUGAUUUAUACUAUUUCGUUUCAAAAAUGGUAUUAGUCAACUCAAAAAUAGUACACAGUGUUGUUGAUAGAUUUCUAUUAAAAGUACCAGGUUUUUCAAUAAUAUGUCAUGUCAUGAAAUUGAUACCAGGAACAAUACAAACAUGCUCAUCAAUAUUGAAAGAUGGUAACAUGCUUGCAAUAUCACCUGGUGGUGUUUAUGAGGCACAAUUUGGUGACUCAUAUUAUCAAUUGUUAUGGAAAAAUCGUUUGGGUUUUGCUAAAGUUGCAGUUGAUGCAAAAGUUAAAAUAGUACCAUUAUUUACUCAAAAUUUACGUGAAGCAUUUAGAACAGUCAGUUGGGGUAGACGUUUUUGGCUUAGAAUAUAUGCUGCAACGAAAUUUCCAUUUGCACCAAUUUAUGGUGGCUUUCCAGUUAAAUUAAAAACUUAUGUUGGGGAUCCAAUAUCGUUUGAUGACAGCUUGACACCAGAAGAAGUGAAGGACAAAGUUGCUCUUGCACUGGAAGAAUUAAUAAAUAAAUAUCAGAAAAAACCUGGUAGCAUAACAAGAGCUCUUCUUGAAAGGAUUUAUGAUCCAUCAUCAUCAUCAAGCUAUGAUAAAACAAAAUAAUUAUUUUUUAAUUAAAAAAAAAAUUUUUUUCAACAACAAAAGAGAGUUCCAUUUGAAUAGACAAUUUUUUAAACAAAAAAGAGAGAAUUCAAUUUGAAUUAGUACUUCCUGAUGAUGAAAAAAAAAUUAUUUAUUUUUUUUUCAUCAUCAAUUCCAUGCUGGGUAAUUAUUUUUAAAUGAUACUCCAUUUUUUUUUUUUUUUUCUUGGAUACAUUCCUCAAUGAGUGACAUUGUAGAAAAAAAAAUGAAUAUAUUUCCAAUUUUUAAAUAAGACUCAUAGUAAUUAAAAGAAAAAAAAAAGAACAAAUCAUGUACUUUAAAAGUUGGUUGUGCAAUUAACUUAACAGGUAGAUAAAUUAUUUAAUUUUAAUUACUAAAAGAAAAAGUAAAAAAAAGUAUCAGUUUAAAAAAUAUAUAAUUUGCUCAUUUAGAAUUUAAAGAUUUUUUCAUUAUCUAAUUUUUAUUUAAAAUAAAAUUUAUAUAUAUCUAUUGAUCUGAAUAUAAUAAAAAUGUCUUUUUUUAUCUGUUGAUAAAUUAUUAUUAAUUAAUAAAUUGUAAAUUAAAAAAACGAAAAAC
This is a messenger RNA of Aphidius gifuensis, 2013 nucleotides long. RefSeq names its product transmembrane protein 68. Gene Ontology annotation, cellular component: membrane. NCBI's taxonomy places the organism in Eukaryota, Metazoa, Arthropoda, Insecta, Hymenoptera, Braconidae. Bases 469 to 1437 code for a protein of 322 amino acids. Gene Ontology annotation, molecular function: acyltransferase activity. The transcript has 5 exons. The record is from RefSeq and is a predicted model, not a curated record.